AUGACCGAAGAAAGUAUUCAAGCAAAAUAUGAACGAUUACAAGCAACAUCCAGUUCAUCACAUAAUACACCUAUACCUAUUGUUAUCCAUAACUUUUUUUCUACAAAAAGAUUUGCUGCAACAGUAUCAAAUUCUGAACAACAAAAUAUAAACGAUAGUACUUGUACCAGUGAAAUUAUUAUUAAUGACCAAACCAAUAUUUUGACUAACUCUAAAAAUGAAUCAACAGUACGUGGUACAACGAGUGAAAACAAGAAGAGAUCAGCGUUUACAAUCGAUGAAUAUGAUAAUCCAAAUAAAACAGACGAAAAUCACACUUUCAAUAAAGAUUUUCAUUUGGAACAAUAUCAUGAAGAAAUAAUUAUUCAAGAUGAUGAGUCCUCGUUAGACUCGGAUUCAAACAUGACAAAUAAUUAUGAGGCUCAAAGUAAUUAUAACCAACCUUUAGUGUCACUUCAAUCAGCAGUCAACAUAUUAUCGAAUUUAUCAGAUAAUGUCAUUACAUCAAUUAAAGGUGUGAGAUUCAUUAAUGCUCAUGAAAUGACUUUUGUUCAGGCACAUGGUGUUAAAUAUCCACAUAUAGCGUGGAACACAAAUGAUAAUUUACCGUCUGUUAAACCAAGUCCAGCAUGGUUUUCAAAUGAGCAUCCAUGGCUCCGUGCCAUUCGUACAGGUAAUCAAUAUGGUUUAUUGUGUAUUGAUUGUGCUGAAUUUGCAUCAAGUAUUACAAAACAUAAAAAUAGUGAUCUUCAUAAAACAUGUGCUGAUCGACGAGCGGCUUCAAAAAUUGCUGCAGUUAAUGGUAGUGUAGCUGGUCAAUUACAAUGUGUCAAUUUAGAUAUACAAACACGAAAAUAUCUUUCUAUUCUCAUCCAAACUCUUUGGAAAAUUAUAAGAGAAGAAAUGCCAUUCUCAAAAUUUAAACCAUUAAUUCAAUUUCUUUAUGAUGUUCCAUGUCCGGAUAUUGUCAAUUGCGUUGAAGAUGCUAUUGAAAAUUCAAUGUAUGACACUUAUGACACGGUUCAUUCAACUUUAGUUUUCUUACGUGACAGUCCACAUCGUCUACAAGUUUUAUUUGAAAGUCAAAAACUCACCAACUCCAACAAAAAAGAACAAACCGUUCCAAAAUCAAGUGAAACUCGGUGGUCUUAUGCUUAUGAACUUCUACAAUUUAUGUGUAAACAUUACACCGCUAUUAUCAUUACACUUUCAACAAUUUCACAGUACAAUGCAAAUGGGUCAUCAGAUGGUCGACGAUUUGCAUUGGAUCUUAUGAAACCUACAGUUAUUUUUCAAAUACAUCUUAUGCGUGAUGCAUUACGUCCAGCAUUGAAAUUUCUACGUCAAAUUGAGAAACGUGGUUCUGGUCUUGAUGAAUUUUCAAUUCAUGUAGAUGCUGCUAGAAAUACAAUUAAACAAGUAGUUGAAAUGUUUGACUUUAACCAAAUUCGAUCAAUAUUAAAUGAUAUUCAACAAUAUUUACCUGCGAUACAACCAACAUUUCCAUCAACACGUUUUCAACACCAAGAAUUAUCUACAGAUUUUGAUGAAGAACAAUGUCGUGCUAUGGGUAAGACAUUCAUUAAUAGUUUUCUUCAAUCACUUGAUGAUAGAUUUAAUGCUGAAGCAAAACAAUUAAUAGAAAAUAUUGCUAUAUUAUCAUCACCAUUUAAGUACUCUGCCGAACAAUUACUUCAAAAUCCAUUAAUAGCACAAUAUUGUUCAUCAAUGUCAUACAGACAUGUUGCUGUCAACCGACAAACAUAUGAACGUACUGAUCCACCUCUGUUAAAUUAUCAAAAAUUGAAAGAUGACGCAUUUGCUUUUCUUACCAUUGUCGGUGAUGUCACAUCAAUUACAGCAAUUGUAAAACGUCUUGCAGAACAUGGAAGUGAGCAAUGUUCUGAAUGGUACAAUUUAUUUCAAAUAUUGGCAACGUUUGCCGUGGGAUCUAAUGAAGCUGAAAGAACAUUUAGUACCUUAAGACGAAUCAAGUCAUGGUUACGUAAUAGUUUAAGUGAUACAACAUUGGAAGUUUUAGUUAAGAUGUCCGCUAUGAAAGUUAAUUUAUCAGACGAUGCUAUACAAUUUAUCAUCGAAGAUUUUAUCAACAAUCCUCAACAGGCCAAACGUCGUAAUAUAAAGGUUUUUAUUGAUGACAAUAACGACAAAGAAAGAAAACUCGAUGAAGACUUCAAUUGA
Molecule: messenger RNA, 2202 nt
Organism: Rotaria sp. Silwood1
Lineage: Eukaryota; Metazoa; Rotifera; Eurotatoria; Philodinida; Philodinidae
Source: the annotation of a GenBank genome assembly